AAGUUGGGGCUUCUCGGUUCCUAGACAAGGCUAUCACCUAGUCUCCCCGAAGGCUCAAACCGAGCCAUUCUUGCCAACUAGCAACAAUUCAUCCCCCAGUUAUAGAACAAGGGGACUUCUUGCUAGGUUAUUUCUAACUAUCCUUGCUUACAAAGUGGAAGAAACUGGUAAGCAGGGAGUAGAAGUAAAUGCUAAAAACACUAGUCAGAUUUGUAGUGAAUGUGAUAAGCAAAGAGAGCAAAAACUCCAAUUAAGUCAAAGGAAGUUCACUUGUUCUUUUUGCCCUUAUUCAGACAAUCGAGAUAUAAAUGCUGCUCGUAAUAUAUUGAAACGAGCAGAAUGGGUCGGUUCGACCCUUCAAGGAGCAGUCUCAUUAGAGGCUGUGUAG
Messenger RNA from Racocetra persica, 388 nucleotides. The record is from the annotation of a GenBank genome assembly. NCBI's taxonomy places the organism in Eukaryota, Fungi, Glomeromycota, Glomeromycetes, Diversisporales, Gigasporaceae.